CAUCAGUAAUACAACCACGUAAUAUUUAGGAUCUUGACCAUGUAGGAGCAUGCUCAUUGCUAUAGUCCAGUACUUAGCAUGCGCUUAACAGAACAUCGCUUUUAUCACCCCGACCAGUUAUGUUUCUGCUAGUCGUUUUCUGGACGUCAGCACUGCGGAUGCUUCUCACACGGAGAUCAGCGCUCAGCUCCAGUACACUGUACAGCCUAUUAAUUCGGGUAUCAGUGAGUCCACAGCCAGCCAUUUUGUUUCCAGUGCAGAUAGUGCACGCGUGCACUGCACGCCAGCCUCAAUGCAGGUGUGCCAUGGCAAAAGAUAGUACGGUGUGCAGGCAGCACCGGAUUCAAAUGGAAAUGUCAAGCGCGUGCUUAUCCACAAUGCACGUAAUGCAACCAUUAAACUAGCGGCGAUCUUGAAAAACUCGCUGGCAUCGCUAGCAUCACUGGCAGUGGUACCCUGUGACGGCUGUUGUCA
Molecule: messenger RNA, 474 nt
Organism: Suillus paluster
Lineage: Eukaryota; Fungi; Basidiomycota; Agaricomycetes; Boletales; Suillaceae
Exons: 1
Source: RefSeq, a predicted model, not a curated record